AUGGCGAGUUUUUCGUGGUUUCACACAUCAAAUUGGGAUGAUCCUUGGUUGUCCGUGGCUCGAGUACCAUGGCGUGUAACCAAGGCGAAUGCCAAUACCUGCCUUGUGGCGGCACUCAUCCGCGCAUGGCAGGGCGAAGUGAGCAAGAGCAAGCAGGACUUGGAGUUAAAAAAGUGGUUGCAAGCCACCGAGCGGCACGUGAAGCAGCGGAGACAGGCAAAUAAGAACUUGUGCCUGAUCAACUGUGACCGUUUGGCGAAGCAAUUUGAUCUGGCUUUGCUCAGCUUGACCCUUCGAUCGUGGGUACAAACCUACCAGGAGGCCAAGCAAAGUGGCCUGAUGUUGGAUCGUUUGUCAUCCGCCCAGCAGCAGCUGUCGCACUUCGGCGCAAAGAACGCCUUGGCAGCAAGGCAGUGCAUGAUCAAGGCUGCGGAGAUUCUGGAUGAAGACCUCAGCUUGAGGUGUUUCCAAGCGUGGCGUAUGGAUCAAAAGAUGUCCGGGAUUUCUGCGCAGCACAGCACGAAGAUCGAUGGGAAGCGGGAGCAGUUGCAACAGGUGCAAAAGAUGUUCCGCACCUUUGCAGUCAGCCUCGAGAGUCAGACCUCGGAAAUGAAGAAAGAGGCACGCAAAGAGAGGCAACAGAGGCGUGCGGUGACCCUCCACAAGAUGGACACGGGCAGCGUGUCCUUACCCGACAUUCAUCAGCCACGGCCAGGAGAAGAAGCAACCAAGGAGCCCCAAGGUACAGCUGUGGCUUAAACUUUGUGCCAUUGGUUUGUAGUAAUCUGCGGACCGUGGAUUUCAAAUCCAUGCGGCCUCCUGGAAGAUCAGUUGAUAUAGUGACAGGCUGCACCAACCUUGCGCAGAUGUGUGGAUUUUGAGAGAUUGGUG
Molecule: messenger RNA, 891 nt
Organism: Cladocopium goreaui
Lineage: Eukaryota; Dinophyceae; Suessiales; Symbiodiniaceae
Source: the annotation of a GenBank genome assembly